CGUAUGGUGAUGUUCAACGAUGCUGAAAUUGAAGCCAUUGAUAUAUUUCCCAUCCGCUAGGCCACAUACUGUGGUCACAGAAGCUUCAACUGUUCCUCUCCAACUCGCCGGAUCUCCGGUUGCCGACAAAAAUUCCGGGUUCUUUCCGGUGAAUUCACGCAAAGAAUCUCCUCAUAAAAUAUUUCCCAAUUGCCGUCGCUUAAUCCACCGUUCUCGUUCUGUAUCAAUGGAAUCUGCCGGUGUUAAUACGACGACGUCGCCGUCCGUCGUGAAGCUGAAAGUUAUAGAAGCAACGCCAGAGAGUUUUAAAGAGUUUGGUCAAGUAAUUGAGGCGUCCCUUGAUGGAGAAGAAUUUGGACCUCGUGAUGCUCAGCUUGACUUGAGCCGUGGCAUUCCCAGGUUUUACAUUAUGCAGCUUAAAGAUAGGUCGCUUGGGUUUUCUAAUAUAACACAUCAUGCGAACGUGACACAAUGUCUUGGAUCUAUUGGAGGCAAUGUUUGGUAUCUUGGAGUUGCUAAGCCAUCUAUUGUGGAUCCAGCUGAUAUCAAGGGCGCCAGGGGUGCUGAUAUUGUGCAGUCACGUUGUGGGCACUUUUAUGUGCCUCCUGCUGUUGAUGAAGUGCAGGCUUUCAGAAUUUCAGGUCCAAAGUUUAUAAAGCUGAAUCAUGGUACAUGGCAUGCUGGGCCACUAUUUACAGAUGAUAAAAUGAACUUUUACAAUCUGGAGCUGAACAAUACUAAUGUGGUUGAUCACACAACACAUGAUUUCAUCAAGAAAAAUGGGGUGGUUUUCCUACUGGAUGAUUAGGAAAAUUGCUAGCAUUUCAAGCUUCGAUGAGCAAUAGGCUGGGGGGAUAGUCAUGCAGUUUAGAGAACUACCAAUGUAUCCCUUACAUACGUAACAUAAGUAAGGCCUGACUAGCACUGCUUUCUGGCUUUUGCUUGUGCUGUUAACAACUGUAGAUAGCAGCACCGUUUACUCUACACUUGGCAACAAAACUAUGCUCUUGUAAUUGCUUUGUAUUUGUAAAUGCAGCUCAAGACAAAAUCUUAAUUUAGUUUCUCUAUUUAUCUUUCA
Molecule: messenger RNA, 1078 nt
Organism: Nicotiana tabacum (common tobacco)
Lineage: Eukaryota; Viridiplantae; Streptophyta; Magnoliopsida; Solanales; Solanaceae
Molecular function (GO): ureidoglycolate hydrolase activity
Source: RefSeq, a predicted model, not a curated record